Molecule: messenger RNA, 1622 nt
Organism: Talaromyces proteolyticus
Lineage: Eukaryota; Fungi; Ascomycota; Eurotiomycetes; Eurotiales; Trichocomaceae
Exons: 2
Coding region: 383-1363 (326 amino acids)
Molecular function (GO): arylformamidase activity
Source: RefSeq, a predicted model, not a curated record
CUUUUCGUCUAUGCAAGAUAUGAAAUAUAUAGGAUACUGAGGGCAUCCAAACAGCUGAUCUGUUUAAUCACCUCCAAAAAUUGCCGAGCUGGUGAAUCCAUGCGUGCCCCCGCUCGGAGCAUCUCCGACUCCCAAUAAACGCGGGGCCUUCCAGCCUCUUACUGAGCCUGCAGCAGAGAUUGCAGUCAGGCGGGAAAAAUGCCGGAUAUUCUACGGCUAAAAUAUCUUGCUGGUGUUCGCAAUUUGCUCUUCUAUUUCUCAACUAUGGAAAGCCACCUAAUCAACUUGAUUUCGAGAAUAUCAUCAUCCGAUCUCGGCUGACGCCAACAAACAGUUGCCAUUGUAAUCUUCCGAACUUAAUAAGGAAAAAAAAAUACUGAAGAUGUCGACACUUCCUAAAUACGAGGAUCUUCCUGAUCCCCGCCGCUAUUGGCCUGCUCCAGCCAAUUCCUACGAAGAAGGUCUGGGAAUGUUGCGACUCCUUACCCCCGAGAUCGUCGCCAACGCCGCUCGCAACGAGAUCCAGACCGGCGAGCGUGUCUGUCUGAACUGGGAGCUCGAGAAACUUGAUCCCCCUGGGUUCGGACGCAGACGAUUCCAACAUUUAAUCAAGAUUGUCGAAUGCAGCAACGGAGCAGCGCUAGACGACGAGUAUCAUUUCAACCCUCAACAAUCCUCGCAGUGGGAUGGGUUAAGACACCACUCUGCGCCUUGGCCAGACCAUAAAAGAGAAGAGAAAAAAUUAUGGUACGGCGGUACAACACUCGAGGAAAUCAUCGAAACAGACUCACCACGUAUCGGAAUUGGGCAUUGGGCGAAAAAGGGAAUUGCUGGACGCGGAGUAUUGAUUGAUUAUGCCUCGUGGGCAGAAAAGCACAAAGGGCUGAAGCCAGAUUAUGCAUUAACCCGGCAUAGAAUUAGUCUGGAUGAUGUUCUUGCUAUUGCGAAGGAAAGCAAAAUUGAGUUUCAACAUGGUGAUAUACUCUUCCUCCGCGUCGGGUUGCCGCAAACGUGGAAUGCGAUGAGCGAGACACAAAGGAAAGAAUACUCUGAGCAGCAGAUGCCUUCACAUGCCGGUAUCGAGCAGUCUGAGCGUGUCGUUAAAUGGUUGUGGAACAGCCAUUUCGCGGUUGUUGCGAGUGAUGCUGUUAGUUUUGAGGUUUUCCCGCCUAUGGAGAAUGACUGGGACCUGCAUCAUCAUCUUUUGGCAGGCUGGGGAGUGCCUAUUGGGGAGAUGUUUGAUUUGGAUGGGCUCGCUGAAUUGUGUAAGCAGCAUAAUAGAUGGACGUUUUUUGUGAGUAGCAGUCCUUUGAACUGUGGCCGGGGUGUGAGCAGUCCACCCAACUGUAUGGCUAUCUUUUAAGUCUUGAAGCUGUCAAUUUUUAUGCAUUUCCCAACAAAUGAAAUUUGAAUGGCGUAUAAUCCACAGCCCAGAUGAUAUAUGACCCAGAACUUCCAUAACUCCUUUGACGAGCCUCAGGCUACUAUAAAGCACGUGAAUAAUGCAGACGCCAUACGUCAAAAAAGAAUUUCCCAGUCAACAUUUGAACUUUCCAAACGUCAAAUAUCAUCAUCAAGUCGAGAGUAUUAAUUACGAUCCGAGUGGUUACCUUCGUAUCCGC